GGUGGCCCCCCGGGGUCCUCCUCCCGCGGCGCAUUCAGGACUCGAACCGCCGGCUCGUUCAUUUCCAAACCGGCGGGUCCUUUGAGAGACGGGGUUAGACACCACGGUCGCUGCGGAGGCCACCCUUCUUGUAUUCAUAACGACAGUGGCUCCAGGUCGAUCGAUCGGAACGCAGGUUACAGAAAACUUCCUGCGAUUCUGCGGACAGAUGAGAGACUAUCUUCUGCUUCUUGACUUGUUGGCAUUUUCCGUCUCUGACUCAUUUCUUUUUAUUUCACUGUAGAAAAACCUGAGGUGACUUUGAUACGUCCUUUGUUUUUUUAUAUCGUGUCAAAUGUUAAUAUCAAGUUGCAGACGACACCAUAUGCAGUGACUAGAGGAUUGUUAAAUACGGUAUUUUGCUCAGGGGAAGUGCACUUAGAAAAGAGGAGAUGAUAUCCUGCAAGAGGGAUACACCCACUAUCCUGGUAAUGAGAUCUCUCAGUGAAGAUGCCUUUAAAUAUAAUGAUUUUGGAGAAGAUUUUGCUGACAAUGACACAUUGACUCAACAUGUCUUAACUCACACAGGAAAGAAAGAAGAUGUCGGUGAAGAAUUUGGAAAAUCUCUUAGUGAUCAGACAUUUUUUAAUGAGCAGAAGCAGAUUCACCCUAGAAGUAAACCAUAUGAGUGUCACCUAUGUGGGAAAGCUUUCAUCCAAAGCUCUGACCUAAUACAACAUAUUAGAACUCACACAGGAGAGAAACCAUAUGACUGCCAUAUGUGUGGGAAAACCUUCAGUACACGAUCUAACCUUAAAAAACACGAGAGAAUUCACACUGGAGAGAAACCAUAUGCUUGUCAACUGUGUGGGAAAGCCUUUAGCCAGUGUUAUGAACUUAGAAGUCAUGAGAAAACACACACCGGAGAGAAACCAUAUGAAUGCAGUGUAUGUGGGAAGGCCUUUAUUCAAAAGUCUUGCCUUACACAGCACAAUAGAACUCAUACCGGAGAGAAACCAUAUGACUGCCAAAUAUGUGGAAAAACUUUCAGUACAAGGUCUAAUCUUAGAAAACAUGAGAGACUUCAUACUGGGGAGAAACCAUAUAUUUGUCAAGUAUGUGAGAAAGCCUUUAGUCAGAGUUAUGAACUUAGAAGUCAUGAGAAAACACACACUGGAGAGAAACCAUAUGAAUGUCAUAUAUGUGGAAAAGUGUUCAUUCAAAAAUCGUGCCUGACGCAACACAACAGAACUCACACUGGAGAGAAGCCAUAUAAAUGUCAUCUCUGUGGGAAAGCUUUCAUGAAUUGUUCUAACUUGAGACGGCACGAGAGAAGUCACACUGGAGAGAAACCAUAUGGAUGUCAACUAUGCGGGAAGGCCUUUAGUCAGUGCUCUGAACUUAGAGAUCAUGAGAAAACUCACACUGGAGAGAAACCAUUUCAAUGUAAUGUAUGCGGGAAAAACUUCAGUAGAAGUUCCAACCUGAGACUGCAUGAGAGAAUUCACACCGGAGAAAAACCAUAUGAAUGCCAUGUAUGUGGAAAAGCCUUUACUAGGUGCUCUAACAUGAGAUUGCAUGAGAAUUUACACUUAAGAGAAAACAAGCUUGUCAAGUAUGUGGAAAAUCUUUAGUCAGUGUUCUGACCUUAGAAAUAAUGAGAACAAAACAUGCAGUAGGGAGCAAACAUAUGUAUAUGCUAUGUAUGUGCUUCAUUUAUUGCUUUAUUUUAGAUAAUCUGAAAGCACAUGCUAUAUAUGGAAUAAUGGUGAAAGAUACUUCCACCUUCCUUGUAGCAUUCACGGACCCCAGAGGAGUCUUCAGUUAUAGGUCUUAAUAUUAAGCCAAAGAACUCACAAAGGAGAAGAAUUCUGUUUACAUUCAGUGUAGGGAUGUGCCCUGUUAUACAAUUGAUCCUUUCAAAACAAGAUGGAAAGGAGGGAGUCACAGGUGACUCAAGGUCUGUAAAUCACUGUGCAGUAUUAUUUAGCCCGGUGCUAGCCUUUGUGUGCCCAAGGAAACUCCGCAGAGGAAAACCUUCAUGGAUUGAGUUGAAGAGAUAUGUCGAAGUCCUCAUUUCUAUCCCUGUGAAUGUGACUUUAAAAAUAGGGGCUUUCCUUUUUUAAAAUUUUUAUUAGUUGGUAUAAUACUAGAGUGUGUGUAUCCUCUCACAGGAAGCACAGAUACGGAUAGUCUCACCAUGGUAAGACAGAUGCCCUGUUAAGAUGACCUAAAAGCCAAAGUACACCACCACAAAACAUCAGAAUUUGGAGAUGAGGAAAUGUCUUUUAUAGCAGAGAGCAUAGUUCCUUCCGAACACUGAUUUUGGGUUUCUAGCUUUCAGAGCUAUUAGAAAAUGUUUUUUUUCUAAGAACACCCAUUUUGUGGCAUUUCGCUACAUAGCUGCUUUUGAAAACUAAGGCACCACAAAAACAGAAAGGAAAAUAUUAGGACAAAGACUUUUAAGAAAUACUAGGUAAAGUUCAUGGAAAGUCAUGAGAAGUCAUUUGCCCAUAGAGGUGUGUUUUAGAAUGUGAGGAUUCAUGCUACAUAAAACAGAGUUGAAAAAAAGACUUUAGUGAUGACUCAGUGUUUAACUAUCAUGCUCUCGCAUGAGGGAGAAAAUGCAAAAGUCAAAAUGAAAAAUAAUGGCUUGGAUUUCAUACCAGGAAAUUCAGACUGGAAAGAAAAUUGUGAAUGAAUUUUUUAGAAAAAAAAUUUAGCAAAGGAUUCAGAAUUUUUUUUUUUUAAACAUUUUAUU
Messenger RNA from Echinops telfairi (small Madagascar hedgehog), 2740 nucleotides. RefSeq names its product zinc finger protein 596-like. Gene Ontology annotation, molecular function: DNA-binding transcription factor activity; RNA polymerase II cis-regulatory region sequence-specific DNA binding. Bases 432 to 1613 code for a protein of 393 amino acids. Lineage: Eukaryota; Metazoa; Chordata; Mammalia; Afrosoricida; Tenrecidae. Gene Ontology annotation, biological process: negative regulation of transcription by RNA polymerase II; regulation of immune system process; regulation of cytokine production. The transcript has 3 exons. The record is from RefSeq and is a predicted model, not a curated record.